Messenger RNA from Moneuplotes crassus, 3990 nucleotides. NCBI's taxonomy places the organism in Eukaryota, Ciliophora, Spirotrichea, Euplotida, Euplotidae. The record is from the annotation of a GenBank genome assembly.
AUGCACUUACAACAGCAGUCAUCUUCUGCACUGGUAGUUAGAAAUAUUGAAAUCUCAGAGGUGUCGUCGAUGGGAGUUACCAUUGAGUCUUAUGAUACCAACAGUGUGCACAACUUCACUUUGGUCGAGAUCCACAACAUGACUGUUUUCAAUGUGGACGGUGACCUGAGGUCUGUGCUGAACAUCAACAAAGGAGCAAUCGUCUCUAUCAUGAACUCAACCUUCUUCAACACAAGCAACAUUGGAAAUGGGCCAGUGAUUGCUGCUGGCAAAAAGAAUGCACUUGUAGAGGUGUAUGACUCAGAGUUUUACAACAACACUUCGGUAGAAGGAGGAGUGAUGGUUACCGAAUCUGGCAGUACCAUAAAGUGUUACAGAUGCCAUUUUAAAAACAACUUUGCAGUUAAUAGUGGAAUAAUUAAGAUAGAGAGCGAUGGAAUAUUUGAGUUUUAUGAUUCAGAGUUUUAUGAUAACAUUGCUGCCACUUCUCCUAUCGCAACCAUAUUUUCUUCUCAAUUUGAGAGUGUGUUCAACAAUUGAACAUUCAGCAGAAAUCUAUCCCUCUUAAAAACUAAAAUAUUAUCAGAGGUUGUUCCAAAUGUAAUAAGAACACAAAACUUGAAAGAUUAUAUUGAACAAAACCACUACCUUCUUGACACCAAUUCUUUUCCAUCAUGAAUUAGAGUUCAAUUUGGAAGUCUAAAAAUGGAAAAUGGAGUGAGAAGUAUCGAUCAAAACACCUUGAUAAAAUCAGAAGUUGGGAUAGUUCGCAUUAAAAAUCUCAUAGUGGAGCAAACUUCCUCAGUUUCCAAUAUAAUAGCUGUAUCAGAAAGUGAACUUUAUGUAUCUAGCAUGACUCUCAAUCUCUUGACAUCAAGGGAAGAUAGUGCAGUGAUUUACGCUACCACUUCCAUAGCAACUUUUGAAAAUAUUACUUUUACUGAUUCUAAUAUUAGGUUACUUCGAUCAGUAUUAUGAACUAUUAAUAUCAAUGGUCUGAUCUCUAAGAACAUCACUGAAGAAACAAGAAAUAUAGUUGACAUUAUUCGUGCAAGAAAGGAAACAAAAAACCAAGAAAAUGCUAAAAUUUCCUCCUUCAUUAGUAAUGUUGAAAUCUCUAAUAUUACUAACAACCAAAGUGAGAUUAUUGAGAUUUAUCAAUCUGAGCUUGUUGAGUUUUCUAAUGUCAGAAUAUCGAAUUGACUCCAUAAUAUCGUGAGCAUCAAAGAGACAAAAAUUGACUUGAUGUCUGGAUGGAAUAUGACCAAUAAUGAGAGAAAUCUUAGGCUUUACAAUUCAGAUAUCAGUCAAUUUACUGACUCCAACUUCAUCAAUUGUGGAUCUCAAGAUGUAUUGGAAGGUGGUGCGAUCCUAAUAGAUAGCUCUAAAGUAUCCAUUUCUGGAGCAAUCUUCUCUAAUAAUAAUGCAAAGUCUGGAGGAGCAAUAAGCAUUUUAUGAUCCAUGGAUUAUCCUUGCCUGGUUACUCUCCAGAACAGCACUUUUACAGGAAAUGUUGCAUCUCUAAAAGGGGGUGCUAUUUAUUACAAUUGGAACAGACCAAUCAUGGAAAAUAUUUUAUGUGAAGAUAACUCAGCUUUUUAUGGACAGAACAUUGGCAGUUACCCAAUAAAAAUAGUUCAAAGAGGAACUAAAAAUAACAAAAUAUUGCUAAGAGAUGUAGGAACUGGAAUAGAGUAUGAUAAAAAUUUAGAGUUUGACCUAGUCGAUUAUGACAAGCAAGUUACAAACUUAGAAAACUCAGCCAUUAUCAAAAUAGCUCCCAUAGAGAAAAACUCAAGCAUUCGAGGCAAUGAUUUUGGAAGCGUCAGAAAUGGAUCAGCCAGUAUUGACAAAGUUAUUUUUCAAAGCUAUUUUGGAAAACAUACUGUGCCAUAUAGUUUAAUCUCCAAAGCUAUUGACUCUGAAAUUAUUGAGUCUGCCUUCACUGACACUCAAGAAGAAUAUGAUAACAUAAUAAAUGUGGAAUUCAGAUAUUGCAAACCUGGAGAGAUCCAAAGUACAGACAACCAGUGUCAACAGUGAUCUUAUGGAACUUACACUCUCAACUGGAAUGAGACAGAGUGUCACUCCUGAAUGGACCAUGCGACUUGAACUGGCAGAGAUGCGAUUGAGGUGGAUCAAGGAUACUGGAAGAAAUCUGUAAAUACUUCCAAUAUCAUCAAGUGAGUAAACCCUGAUGCUUGUGAUGGAGGAUAUGAUCCUCAGAGUGAACAUCCAGUGAAAUGCACCACAGGAUACAAAGGAUAUUUGUGUAGUAGUUGAGAUAUUUUAGAUGGUGUCAAAUAUGAGCCAGUUGGCAACUUCCAAUGCUCGAAAUGCCCGAAUGCAAUAGUCAAUACAAUUAGAGUUAUUGUAUUUUCUAUCUUGGUGAUGGUAUUCUUGGGAGCACUGACUUUCAUCAAUAUGAAAAAGAAGAAAGAUAACCAAAUGUCAAUUCUUUUGAGAAUAUUUACCAAUUAUCUGCAGUUGAUGUCGGCAGCAAUGGCAUACAACACAGGUAUCCCAGGAAGCUUCAAAGGCUUAUUCUCCCAAUUCAAUAAGAUCUCUCUCCAAACCAGCUUCAUUUCUUACGAUUGAUUCAUUGAAGAUAAUGAAAUCAGAUUCUUUGCUCCUUCAAGUUCGUUAUUCAAACUUUUUCUAUAUUUAUGUCUUCCUGUUGUCCUUGUUUUGGCAAUCUCAUGCUGAAUCGUAGUUACGAGAAUCAUCUUAAAAGUUAUCAGGCUAAAAACAAGUUUUGGGUUAUCUAGAGCCAUCAUUGUUUCAGCUAUAUGCAUUAUAUUUUUGUUGCAUCCUAAACUUACGAUGGAAGCACUAUCUGCUUUUAGAUGAACCCAAGUAGAUACAAACGAUUAUAGGAUGACCCUACACAUGGAGUAUAAAUGAUACUCAAAAGAACACAUUUCAUGGCUGGCAAUGUUAGGGAUUCCUAUUCUCACAGUUUAUGUAUUAGCACUACCCGUAGUUUCAUUUAUAAUACUAGCCAAACACAAGCAUAAACUCAGCGACUGGGGCUUCCAGAAGUACUUCUUCAUUCUUUACCAAGGUCUGAAGCCAGAAAGAUAUUACUGGGAGUUUGUCAAUACUCUCAGAAAAUUCGGAAUAUUGGCUAUUAACUCUCUUAUGAUUUCAGUAUCAAUAAACUAUAAGCUUCUUCUCUCAGUAGCGGUAAUGAUAGCUCUUUUGCGGAUUCAGAAUACUUUAAAGCCAUAUAAAAACACUGAGAAUAAUCAAAUCGAAUUAUUGGCAAUAAUGUCAGGCUCAAUAACUAUCUUCAGCUGUAUCAUAUUUUCUCAAAAUGAGGAGAGAUAUCCAGGCUUCCAUUUAAUGGCCACUAUCCUCAUAUUCAUGAUCAACUCUUAUUUCCUUGUCCAGUUUACUUAUUUAAUCAUAUGAGCUAUUGAUUCCAGUAAUGAGUACUAUAAAUGAAUUAUUAAAGUGUUAUCAAAACUCUUAUGAAAGAAAUAUACUGAGCCUAAUAAAGUUCCUGAGUCGUGAUUAUUGAGAGAUGAUGAUCAUAAUAUUAAAUCUCAGAUAAUUAUACGCAAAGCAAAAGGACAUAAGAAAUCAAAGAAAUUUUCCAAGAUAAAAUCCUCAAGAAGCAAAUUCAGAAAGGUGAAAAAGCUCCCGAUGAACAAGCCUGCAAGAGAAGCAGAUCAGCUUAAUGAUGGGCAAAUCGAGACCAACAGACUUACCACUAAUUUUGGAUUGAGAAAAAGCAAAAGAAUUUUUACCAAAAGAAGUAAGCAAGCAAGAAGAAUAAUCAGAAAAAAUCAUGCAUCAAGAAUUGAAAGUAGCAAUGGUAAGACUUGGUCCAAUCUAUGAAAUCACACAGUUAUACGGCUCUGAACUAUAAACAAAAGAUUUGCACGGAGAGAGUGAAGAUUUAUUUUACAUGUUCUAGCGGAUUGACCAUAUUAUUUCAUAUUUGUGCAUUUAUCCCAGUUGGGCUUUACAGCCUUUCUCCAUUAG